Oryzias melastigma (Indian medaka) is the source of this 1723-nucleotide messenger RNA. It is a transcript of the gene bckdhb, whose product is annotated as branched chain keto acid dehydrogenase E1 subunit beta. The record is from RefSeq and is a predicted model, not a curated record. The transcript is spliced from 11 exons. The coding region runs from base 83 to 1261 and encodes 392 amino acids. Gene Ontology annotation, molecular function: catalytic activity. NCBI's taxonomy places the organism in Eukaryota, Metazoa, Chordata, Actinopteri, Beloniformes, Adrianichthyidae. Gene Ontology annotation, biological process: branched-chain amino acid catabolic process; response to nutrient.
CCGAGUGAUGCCAUCGUUCCAACAAUGAAGGAUCUUUGUCAUUUCGCUCGCUUGUCCUUCCUGGUCACUGACAUCAACAAUAAUGGCGGCUGCUGCACGGUUCUUCAUUCGAGGAGCAAACUAUAGACUCCCCGUCUCCUCGGUCGGCACCGGGACUAGCGGUUCUGUUGGAGCAGCUUUACUCAAACUUUCUCCGAGCUGCAGCUCUCGUUCAAAAACACAACGGAGACAUGCAGCCCACUUUACCUACCAGCCUGACCCCGUCCCGACACAAUAUGGUGAAACUCAGAAGAUGAACUUGUUCCAGUCAAUUACAAGUGCCUUGGACAACACGCUCUCCAAUGAUCCCACUGCAGUCAUCUUUGGUGAAGAUGUUGCAUUUGGUGGAGUCUUCCGAUGCACCGUUGGCCUGAGAGACAAAUAUGGUAAGGACAGAGUCUUCAACACUCCCCUUUGUGAGCAGGGGAUUGUGGGAUUUGGCAUUGGUGCGGCGGUUGCUGGGGCCACAGCCAUAGCCGAAAUCCAAUUUGCAGACUACAUCUUUCCAGCGUUUGACCAGAUCGUCAAUGAGGCGGCCAAAUACCGCUACCGGUCAGGCAACUUGUUUGACUGUGGGAACCUUACUAUUAGGGCUCCAUGGGGUUGUGUCGGCCAUGGAUCUCUUUACCAUUCCCAAAGUCCUGAGGCCUUUUUUGUCCACUGCCCUGGUAUCAAGGUUGUGAUACCUCGUGGUCCAAUGCAGGCCAAAGGGCUGCUGCUGUCAUGCAUCGCUGACAGGAACCCAUGCAUCUUCUUUGAGCCCAAGAUCCUUUACAGAGCAGCUGUUGAACAGGUUCCAGUUGAGUCCUACACCAUCCCACUCUCAGAGGCUGAGGUCUUACAGGAAGGAAGUGAUGUCACUCUGGUUGCCUGGGGGACACAGGUUCAUGUGUUGAGGGAAGUAGCUGACAUGGCUCAAGAGAAACUUGGAGUAUCCUGUGAGGUCAUUGAUCUGAGGACCAUCCAGCCCUGGGAUAUUGAAACUGUUUGUAAGUCUGUGGUAAAAACUGGACGAUUGCUGGUCAGUCAUGAAGCACCAGUAACAGGAGGCUUUGCAGCUGAAAUCAGCUCUACUGUACAGGAGGAGUGCUUCCUCAACCUGGAGGCCCCCAUCAGUCGAGUGUGUGGUUACGACACCCCUUUCCCUCACAUCUUUGAACCCUUCUACAUCCCAGACAAGUGGAAGUGCUUUGAAGCAAUCAAGAAGAUGAUCAACUACUGAAGCCUAGCCAACUUCUGCUAGUCCUGAAGUCCACGCACUCUUCUCUCUUUCCACCUCCAUCAUCCAGCCAGUGGAGAGCAGCCAGGAAAGACACUUUGUUGACCGUCUGAUCAGAGCAGCAUCCAGAUGGCCUCCAUGCCCUUCUGCGUCCUCGAUCUGAAAUGUGGGAAUAAAAGAGCUAUGUUCUUUUAAAAUGGAGAAGCAACACUAUCAACUCUACAAAUGGUGUCACUGUUAGUUCGCACUUUUCUCUUGGUAAGUGAUUCUCCUCAGUUUAAGUCAAAUCCUGUAGAGAAAAACAUUUCUGGUGGAAUUUGUGAGUUUUUAUCCAUCAGUGCUGUUACUUUUGAAUGUUUGUAAACCUGCUUCACUCUUUAUUUAGUUUGACAUGACAUGGAUUUCAUUGUACUAAUAUAAUCAGAGGUUUGUAAGGAAAUAAAAUGAACACACUUGUUUGAACCA